Molecule: messenger RNA, 1167 nt
Organism: Talaromyces rugulosus
Lineage: Eukaryota; Fungi; Ascomycota; Eurotiomycetes; Eurotiales; Trichocomaceae
Exons: 3
Coding region: 1-1167 (388 amino acids)
Source: RefSeq, a predicted model, not a curated record
AUGGGGAUCCGAACACCAAACCAAAACGCCGAAUACAACUGGCUUGCACACGCUGUCGGCAGCGAAAGAUCAGAUGCAGUGGCGAAUCACCUGAAGGCAGGAUCAACAGCGAUAGAGGCACAACAAAGCACCCAGGUGUAUAGAACUCUUCACCCAAUGAUGAGUAGCAGCAGCAAUCUUGUCACGACUAUGGUUCCGUCUCCUUAUGGCAGUGACUCUUUGCAAAGUCUUCCCGCAGCGAUGUCUACUUCUUCAUCUCCGAUGCUGCAUACGACACAAUCACAGUCCUUGUCAGAUAUGGGCGGCCAUUACAGCCCGCCUAGUCCCUGGCCCAGAACAGGUCCAGUUUACCAGGUCAGUAGCUUGGUUGAGGACGUCUAUGCAGCACCGUAUGACUCUUCUUCGAGCUCAGCAUACGUCCACCCAGGAAGUUCGGCAAUCAGCUAUACGGGAGGAGGAUAUCGUAGUUCUUCUCCUCCAUCGAGGGAGUGGGAAGCCAGCGGAAGCAUGCUUCAAUCAGCAGUUCUCUACAGCGAACCUGACAUUGCUCCCUCUUCUUCCACGAGACAGAAUUCAUCGCCCUCGAGUGACAUCCCAUCUCUAUUUCCCGUUGUGAACAUGCUCUCCACGGGAGACGCACCCAUCAUCGGUGGUGCGAGCAGCAGCACAAAUGACUCGGAACUGAUUGGAUCCGGACUUCCUUUCAUGGCAAGCGAAUACUUCGCAUAUCCCAUGCACAGACCGAAUAGCACAACAACGUCUUUUCGACCCAGGUCUUCUUCUACUUCUAUUACCUCUGUGGUACCACCGCUCAAGUCGGAUUUGUCAACGUCUCCAUUCUACGUAAACGAUCCUCAUGGCUCUUCUUCUGCAGUAACAGCAGCAGCAGCAGUCCCGAUGAACCCUGUAUAUGACACAGUGGAACAAUCGAACCCGUCGGAAGGGUCACUAGUGAUGUCGUCCAUGAGCGCCGGUCUGAAGGAAAGCCCGAGCGAAUCCGGCUCUUACGAAUAUGUGAAUGGUGAGCAGCACUACGGCAAUGUUGAAGCGGACAACAGCAGUACUAGUGCUAUACUAGGAAAUCAGCAGGAGUAUGACCAUUUCAAAAAGUCGAACGACGAUCCGGCGGUCACGUACAAUGAUGCGUUUGAAGGGUUUUUGCAGUAA